Molecule: messenger RNA, 2072 nt
Organism: Phoenix dactylifera (date palm)
Lineage: Eukaryota; Viridiplantae; Streptophyta; Magnoliopsida; Arecales; Arecaceae
Product: multicopper oxidase LPR1 homolog 1-like
Biological process (GO): cellular response to phosphate starvation
Molecular function (GO): copper ion binding; oxidoreductase activity
Source: RefSeq, a predicted model, not a curated record
CGGGCUUUACCCCUUCAUAAACUAGUUUCUGCGUUCCGUCUCUAGCAUUAUACUUCUUCUUUAUCUGCAAGGAAAGAUACAGAAAUGGGGUCUCAGCUGCUGUUGAGCAUGUUUUAUCUAAUCAUCGGUCUGGCGGCCGGGACCAGCCCACCAUCUCCAAUUACCGAGCAAAUCCUUCAGGAAGUCGCCGGCUCUCUUCAAAUGUACGUUGAACCCCUCCCACAGAUGCCUAAGCUCUAUGGCUAUUCAAUCGUAAAGGGAUAUCCGAAGCCCAUUACACUCACCAUUGGCAUGUUCGAAAAGAAAUGGAAAUUCCACCGAGACUUGCCGGCGACGACCGUUUUUGCUUUUGGCACCAGCCCGGACACCGCCACGUUCCCCGGCCCCACCAUCGAGGCCCUCCAGGGGGUCCCACUACGUGUGACGUGGCAGAACCAUCUUCCUCAGAGCCACAUCCUCCCAUGGGACCCCACAAUCCCGGUAGCCAAACCGAAGCACGGCGGCGUCCCAGCCGUCGUCCACCUCCACGGCGGCGUCCACGAGCCCCAGUCUGACGGCAGCCCCCUCGCCUGGUUCACCGCCGGCUAUCGCGACACCGGCCCAAAAUGGACCCAGCCCACCUAUACCUAUCCCAACGUCCAGCACCCGGGCAACCUCUGGUACCACGAUCACACCCUCGGCCUCACCCGCGCCAACCUCCUCGCCGGCCUUAUCGGCGCCUACGUCAUCCGAAACCCCCACGUCGAGGCCCCCUUCGGCCUCCCCAGCGGCGACAACUUCGACCGCCACCUCAUCCUCGCCGACCGGAGCUUCGCCACCGACGGCUCCCUCUAUAUGAACAACACCGGCGACAACCCCUCCAUCCACCCUCAGUGGCAGCCCGAGUACUUCGGCGAGGCCAUCACAGUCAACGGCAAGGCCUGGCCGUUCCUCGCCGUCCAGCGCCGCAAGUACCGCUUUCGUAUCAUCAACGCUAGCAAUGCGCGUUACUUCAAGCUUGCACUGUCCAACGGGUUAAUGUUCUACGUCGUCGGCUCCGACUCGUCGUACCUGCCGAAGCCAGUUGCCAGCCCGACGAUCCUCCUCUCGCCGGCGGAGACCUUCGAUGUGGUGAUCGAUUUCUCGAAAUCAACUACCUCAACUGCUGAGCUAACCAACAGUGCACCUUACCCGUACCCCAAUGGUACCGCUGCCGGCCAGCUCAACGGCAAGGUAAUGAGGUUCGUCAUAUCGGCCGAUACGCCGACCGACAAUUCGAGGAUCCCGGCAAGCCUAGUGAAUUAUCCGGCGGCCAACGAGGGGGAGGCGACGGUGAGGAGAUUCAUUACGAUGUAUGAGUACCAGAGCUCGACCGGGAACCCGACGCACGUUUAUAUCAACGGGAAGAGAUUCGAGGACCCGGUGACGGAGACGCCGCGGCCGGGGAGCACCGAGGUGUGGGAGGUGAUCAAUCUAACGGAGGAUAACCAUCCGUUGCAUCUCCACCUAGCGACGUUCCAGGCCGUGAGAGUGACGGAGCUGGUGGACUUGACGACGUUUAGCAAUUGCAUGACGGCGAACAAUGACGCCGUUAAGUGUAACGUCACGGGCCAUGCGGUGGGGAAGUUGCUGCCGGUGCCGGAGUACGAGAAGACGUGGAAAAAUAUGGUGAAGAUUGAGCCUGGAUACAUGACGACGGUGGUGGUGAAGUUUAGGCUUAUUGAUACGAAUGCGCCGUUUCCGUUUGAUGCAACGGCGGAGCCGGGUUACGUCUACCAUUGCCACAUUCUAGAUCACGAAGACAAUGCAAUGAUCCGACCUAUGAAGCUAAUUUCUUGAUGCCAUGCCAAACCGAAAAAAGACAAGCAUUUCUUGGUGGACCAAGCUUCGUGCUUAAGUAGAAAAAAGUCUAGUAUGGAUUGAAUAUCAUGAUGAUCUGUUUUCGUGCAUGUAAAAGUUCAUUUUAUCAAAAAAAUGUAACUAGAAGUUUAUUGCAUUCUAAUAGCUGCUUUACGAGGGGCUCAAGCACUUUGUUUGCAUUAGUUGCUUUCCCAUAAAUAAUCUAUACUCCAGUAUGUUUUUCUUUUCUACAA